This is a messenger RNA of Setaria italica (foxtail millet), 1573 nucleotides long. RefSeq names its product 26S proteasome regulatory subunit 7A. The transcript has 10 exons. The record is from RefSeq and is a predicted model, not a curated record. NCBI's taxonomy places the organism in Eukaryota, Viridiplantae, Streptophyta, Magnoliopsida, Poales, Poaceae. Gene Ontology annotation, molecular function: ATP hydrolysis activity; proteasome-activating activity; ATP binding. The coding region runs from base 102 to 1382 and encodes 426 amino acids. Gene Ontology annotation, cellular component: proteasome regulatory particle, base subcomplex. Gene Ontology annotation, biological process: proteasome-mediated ubiquitin-dependent protein catabolic process.
AGCCGAAGCCAUCUCCAAACUCCUCGCUCCCACGGACCUGAGCCACCGCCGCCGCCUCUCCUCGCCGCCGGAGAAGGCGCCGCUCGCUCGGGAGGAUAGCCAUGGCUCCAGAGCCUGAGGAUGAUAUCAUGAACGAGAAGAAUCCCCGCCCGCUCGACGAGGACGACAUCGCGCUACUCAAGACCUAUGGGCUUGGGCCGUACUCGACCAGUAUUAAGAAGGUCGAGAAGGAGAUCAAGGAAAUGGCCAAGAAAAUUAAUGACCUUUGUGGGAUAAAGGAGUCUGAUACAGGGCUGGCUCCACCUAGCCAGUGGGAUUUGGUGUCAGAUAAACAGAUGAUGCAAGAAGAACAGCCAUUACAAGUAGCAAGGUGUACAAAGAUUAUAAGCCCUAAUACCGAUGAUGCCAAAUAUGUUAUAAAUGUAAAACAAAUUGCAAAGUUUGUGGUUGGGUUGGGGGAUAAGGUUUCUCCAACGGAUAUCGAGGAAGGGAUGAGGGUCGGUGUUGAUCGCAACAAGUACCAGAUUCAAAUUCCUUUGCCACCGAAAAUUGACCCAAGUGUUACCAUGAUGACUGUGGAGGAGAAACCGGAUGUGACAUACAACGACGUUGGUGGAUGCAAGGAACAGAUCGAAAAGAUGCGUGAAGUUGUUGAACUUCCUAUGCUUCACCCAGAAAAGUUUGUCAAGCUCGGUAUUGACCCUCCAAAAGGUGUCCUUUGCUAUGGUCCACCUGGUACUGGCAAGACACUUCUUGCAAGAGCUGUAGCCAAUCGAACUGAUGCUUGUUUCAUCCGUGUAAUUGGAAGUGAAUUAGUUCAGAAGUAUGUCGGAGAAGGUGCUCGGAUGGUUAGGGAACUGUUUCAGAUGGCCCGCUCAAAGAAAGCAUGCAUUGUCUUCUUUGAUGAAGUUGAUGCUAUUGGUGGCGCUCGUUUUGAUGAUGGGGUAGGUGGCGACAAUGAGGUGCAGCGCACGAUGUUGGAAAUAGUAAAUCAACUUGAUGGGUUUGAUGCCAGAGGAAACAUCAAGGUUCUCAUGGCAACUAACAGGCCUGAUACCUUGGACCCUGCACUUCUGCGUCCUGGUCGUCUGGACAGAAAGGUAGAAUUCGGACUACCUGACCUUGAGGGCCGCACCCAAAUUUUCAAGAUCCAUACACGCACCAUGAACUGCGAGCGAGACAUUCGUUUUGAGCUUCUGGCACGGCUCUGCCCCAACUCCACUGGAGCGGAUAUAAGGAGCGUUUGCACAGAGGCCGGGAUGUACGCCAUUCGUGCCCGCAGGAAAACAGUGACAGAGAAAGAUUUCCUUGAUGCCGUGAACAAGGUGAUCAAGGGUUACCAGAAGUUUAGUGCCACACCAAAGUAUAUGGUGUAUAACUAAUCCGACUGCCAUUGCACAUGAAGCCUGUUGUUUUUAGAGCUUUGAAAGUUGUAUCAUCAUGAGAAUCUCUGCAAAAAUUGUUGUUUGGAGAUCUGGAUCCGCGGUGACUUCAUCCUGUACCACAUGCUUUUAAGACGAAACCAGGGUUCCCCGCUCAGUGAUUCAGUGCAUGUUUAUGACUGGUGCAAAUA